AUGUACACACACAGUAUAUGGCGGUAUCUUCUGUUACCCACAUUGCUUUUAAGUAGCAAUUUUUCAGCAGUAUGCGGCAAGAAAGAUAAGCCCCGACUCACGGCUUCUAAAUUUGAGUUCCUUCCUUACAAUGUUAACUAUUUUGAUGAUUCAGAUGUGGUCAUGUUUAUCGACCCUAUUUCUAGCAAUGUGUACCGCUCGACAAACGCCGGCGAAAGUUGGGAGAUGCCGAAAGAUUUACCACGUGGUGCUGCUCUAUCACUAACAUUACAUCCGUGGAAAUCUACUCGAGCUUUUAUGAUGACAUCAGAAGAGCUUCAUUGGAAAACUGAUGAUCGUGGGGAGACGUGGCAAAAAUUUGUCGUCGAAAAAUUCCCAAGUUUAUACCGAGAUCCCUUAACUUUCCAUGCAGGUGAUCCUGACAGAAUAAUUUGGAAUGGAAUGGACUGUUCAGGCAUUUUCUGUGACGAACUAACUAUGUACACGACGGACAAUUUCAAGCACACAAAAUACUUACGAGACGACACUGAUGGAUGCUAUUGGGCAAAAUCAGACCCUGUCUUCUCUACUGGAGAUAAAAAGAUGGAUCUCAACCGAAUUAUAUGUGUAACUAGAGGUCGGUUUUCUCCUUGGAGGACAGAUUAUCGGCUCCUUAUAUCAGAUAAUUUCUUUAGCGGAGGUGAUGAACUGGAGCCGGAACUUGAGCUUGGACGUACAGUGAAGGGUAUCAUAAACGUGGCCUCAGUCACUAAAUACUUAAUUGCAGCAGCAGCUUCUGAUAAUACAGACGAGAUGUCGCUUUACGUCUCGGACGACUCCAUAAAGUGGCACAAAGCUGUAUUUCCACAUGAACACAAGCUGCGUCAGGAGUCUUAUACUGUACUGGAGGGGACAAAUUAUAGCAUACAAAUCGACAUUCAGAACUCUGGUCGGCCUAUGAAACCAAUGGGAGUAUUCCUUACAAGUAAUUCUAAUGGCACCUACUUUGUACGAAAUAUUGAGCAUACUAACCGAAACGAAUGGGGUGUAGUCGACUUCGAGAAAGUCAUGGGAAUACAAGGAAUAGUAAUGCUCAAUAUUGUUGAAAAUUUUGAAGCUGUCGAGAAGUCAAAUGAGGAAAAGCACAUUAGAUCGAAGAUGAGUUUUGACGAUGGUCGAGAUUUCAUGGAUCUAAACUGCGACGGUCAUCCUCUCCAUCUUCAUUCUGUGACAGACAUCUCAAAUUCCGGGAGAGUUUUCACUAGUCCCGCGCCUGGGCUAGUCAUGGGCAUUGGAAAUACAGGAAAUUAUUUAAAGCAUUACAUGGAAGGUAGUCUCUAUAUCUCUGACGAUGCUGGUGUAAGCUGGAAACUAGGUCUUGAUGGACCCUACAAAUACGAGUUUGGAGAUCAAGGAUCUAUUCUUGUUGCUGUCAAAGAGGGCGUUGCGGACGAACUUCAUUACUCCUUAAAUCAUGGCAAUAAAUGGCACUCUGUAUCCCUACCCGACAAAAUGAAGAUCCGCCCUAUUCAGCUAACAACCUCACGAGACUCUACAAGCCUUAAAUUCUUGCUCGAGGGCGUUGAAGAAAAACAGCCUGCAGAACAUGGAUAUCUAGUCGCCGUUGAUUUUAAUGAUAUGCACGAAGGAAAAUGCAGAGAAAGUGAUAUGGAGAAGUGGUAUGCCAGAGUAAACGAAAAAGGGGAGCCUACUUGCUUAAUGGGUCAUAAACAAUAUUUUAUGCGUCGGAAAAAAGAUGCAGACUGCUUCAUCAAGUCAGAGUUUAAAGACCCUGAGCCUUUUUUUGAGACUUGCGAAUGUACAGUUGCCGACUUCGAGUGCGACUAUAACUUUGUAAGAAGCCUUGACCGAGAUAAGUGUGAACUUGUCGGUGCUUUGAUGCUCCCGCAAGGCGCUUGCAAUUCCUCAAAUCCAGAUGAAAUGUUUAAGGGAUCCUCAGGCUGGCGUUUGAUACCCGGAAAUGAUUGUCAACGAGCAACUGGACCCCAGAAAGAUGAUCUGGUUGACUUGAAGUGUUCCGAAUACUCCGGAUCUCGAGCGUCGGGUAAAAUCAGUAAUACCUUGAAGGAAUUCUCGGGCAAGAUUUUUACUAAUCAGGUCUAUCUGGAACGCAGCAUGACCAGCUCUGGGCUAGAUGAGACUGUACUCAUCCGCACGGAAGAUGGAGUCUGGAUCUCCCACGAUCAUGGGAAGGCAUGGAAUAAGAUAUUACAGGGCGAACCCAUAAUUGCAAUUAUCAAACAUCCUCAUUUCACUGACAUGGUUUUUUUCCUUACACCAAGUACUACUGUCUACUUUUCAACCGAACGUGGCAAAAAUAUUCGAAGUUUCCAGGCACCAUAUCCUCCUAACACUGAGGGGCAUCCGCCUAUGAACUUCCAUUCCAAGCAUAAAGAUUGGAUAAUAUGGUUAGGAGCUAAGGAUUGCGAAUUCGAGACAAGUUGUCACACUGUGGCAUCCGUGACAACCCAUCGGGGUGACGAAUGGGCCACCAUCCAACGCUACGUGCGAAAAUGUGAUUUCGUGAGAGAAUUUUCUACGCGACUACGUGCCAAGCCACCGACAAAAGACGAGGUCAGUAAAAGGGAAAAGCUUAUACACUGCCAAGUUCGCAAGCAAGAGAGGAAAGACAGCCGGAAUAAUCCAUGGUUGCUCAAAUCCAGCGACCAAUUUUUCGACGAAGGCGGGCAAGUUCACUACAGUUCUGUUGUGGACUUUGCAACAAUGUCGGAAUUCACAAUUGUUGCAACAAAAAACGAAGAAAAUAAUACUAUGAGCGCACAUGCAAGUAUUGAUGGAUACAAUUUUGCUGAUGCGCAAUUUCCGCAUGGCUUUAUUGUUGACCAUCAACGCGGCUACACCGUUCUGGAAAGUUCAACUCACUCGGCUUUCUUACAUGUAACCGUGAAUAAUUCUCCCGGGCUAGAGCAUGGGACAAUAAUCAAGAGUAACUCGAAUGGUACCUUUUAUUUCCUAAUUUUAAAUGCAGUUAAUCGAGAUACCAAGGGUUACGUAGACUUCGAAAAGAUGAGUGGUAUCGAGGGCGUAGCUAUGGUUAACGUCGUCGAGAACGCUGAACACAAAAAUUAUGAAAAAGAGGGUAAGCAGCUCAAAACAAUGAUCACUCAUAAUGAUGGUGGGGAGUGGUCCUAUCUGUCACCUCCAGCUCUUGAUGCAGACAAGAAGAAGUUCUCUUGCAAGGGAAAACUAGAAAAAUGCUCCCUCAAUAUUCAUGGGUACACUGAACGCCUCGAUAAAUCUCACACCUAUUCAUCUGCUUCCGCUGUUGGCUUGAUGCUUGGAACAGGAAAUGUAGGCGAGUUCCUCGGGAAAGAAGCAGAUACAUUUAUGUCGGCAGACGCAGGCGUAACUUGGAAAUCAGUGAGAAAGGGAUCUCAUUUGUGGGAGUUUGGUGAUCAAGGGUCAAUUGUUGUUAUUGUCCCCAACGACCACUCGACUAAAAGUGUUCUGUAUUCUCUGGAUAAUGGUGAUAGCUGGAUUGAUUACGAAUUUUCUCAAUUCGAAGUCGACGUUCUAGACUUGACCUCAGUCCCAAGCGAUAAUUCACGAAACUUUCUAAUAUGGGCCAAGUCAAAAGAUGACAGGUUAAUGGCGAUUAAUAUCGAUUUCUCCGGCUUAACAGACGUUCAAUGCAAGUUAGAUGAGCAAAAUAUUAGCAAGGGUGAUUACCAAUUAUGGACACCAAAGCACCCCAUGCAAGGUAGCGAUUGCUUAUUUGGUCAUGUUUCGCAGUACUACCGUAAAUCUCCAAGUGCAAACUGUUACAAUGGUCGAAUGAUUGCACAUCUUCAUGAUAUUGCCCGUAACUGCACUUGUACAAGGCAAGACUAUGAAUGCGAUUUUAACCAUCAACGCCAACCAGAUGGCAGCUGUGCUCUCGUUCCAGGUUUUACCCCACCGGAUCAUUCACUUGCUUGCGCUACAGAAGGGGUCAUUGAAUAUUCUGAACCUACUGGAUAUCGCAAAAUUCCUGGUGAUACAUGCACCACUAACGGUUAUCCAGGAAUGGAUGAAAGUACACUGCAUCCAUGUCCCGGAAAGGAAGAAGAGUUCAGAAAGAAGCAUAGUGCCUCAGGUGUUGGUAUCUUCUUUGCGGUUAUAGCUUCGUUUGCAAUUGCCGGUGCAGCAGGCUGGUGGGUAUGGAAGAAUUGGGCCCAUAAAUUAGGCCCUAUUCGUUUGGGAGAAUCAUCCUUUGAUAGAGAUGACUCUUAUCUGAAGUAUCCUAUUCUUGCAGUUUCUGCUGUAUUUGCUGCUGCCCAAGCUACUCCUCUCCUCAUAUCUAGCCUCUGGCGCAGCGCUAGUACAGCUUUGGGUGCGAACCGUAGUGCUCGCUUUACCACUCGAGAUAGCUUUUCACGUGGUCAUGGUACUUAUGCUAUCGUGGAUGACGAUGAAGGUGAAUUGUUGGGUGAUGAUAGUGAUGACGAACUUUAA
Molecule: messenger RNA, 4455 nt
Organism: Blumeria graminis f. sp. triticale
Lineage: Eukaryota; Fungi; Ascomycota; Leotiomycetes; Helotiales; Erysiphaceae
Source: the annotation of a GenBank genome assembly